Messenger RNA from Rhododendron vialii, 687 nucleotides. RefSeq names its product probable prefoldin subunit 4. The record is from RefSeq and is a predicted model, not a curated record. Bases 102 to 482 code for a protein of 126 amino acids. Gene Ontology annotation, cellular component: prefoldin complex; cytoplasm. Gene Ontology annotation, biological process: protein folding. Lineage: Eukaryota; Viridiplantae; Streptophyta; Magnoliopsida; Ericales; Ericaceae. The transcript has 3 exons.
CUCUCUGGGUUUCGUCAGAGUUUAGGUUGGGCACAGACGCACGGUAUAGUGAGCACUGAAGUUGGUUCUUCUCUUGCCUCACCUUCUCACUCCAAUCAAACAUGCAGCAGGGUGGGGGUUCAGAAACGGAGGUCACAUGGGAGGACCAACAGAACAUCAACAAGUUUGGUAGAUUAAACAAUCGGCUUCACGAACUGGAAGAUGAGAUCAAGAUCGCUAAGGAAACAAACGAGAAUCUCGAGGAUUCGAGCAACGAGUUAAUCCUAACUGACGAGGAAGUGGUACGCUUCCAAAUAGGGGAGGUUUUCGCUCAUGUGCCCAGGGAAGAAGUUGAGGGCAGGAUAGAGCUGAUGAAAGAGGCAAAUGGCAAGAACUUGGAGAAGCUGGAACAAGAGAAGGACUCCAUAGUGGCUCAGAUGGCUGAGUUGAAGAAAAUUCUUUAUGGCAAGUUCAAGGAUUCAAUCAACCUGGAGGAGGAUUAGUGAAGAGUAAUUUGUUGUGGUUGCUUAUUAACUCUCAAUAGUACUAUUUUCCAUCUUCCAAUCGUACUGUUAUUGCAGUCGUUUUUUAGUUCAAGGCUAUGGAAUCAUCUUUUACUCUCCAGGAUAAUUGUAGCUUUUAUCUUUCAAAAUUGUUGAACAUGAACUGCAAGGGGUUGCUUACAAGUUCUGUAGUUUCUUCUGCUUU